Oncorhynchus kisutch (coho salmon) is the source of this 2106-nucleotide messenger RNA. Its product is annotated as cytidine deaminase. Gene Ontology annotation, molecular function: cytidine deaminase activity; zinc ion binding. Gene Ontology annotation, cellular component: cytosol. Bases 145 to 657 code for a protein of 170 amino acids. The record is from RefSeq and is a predicted model, not a curated record. Lineage: Eukaryota; Metazoa; Chordata; Actinopteri; Salmoniformes; Salmonidae. The transcript is spliced from 4 exons.
CACUUCAUGUGGCUCUUAAAAACCUGCUUUUAUAUCUACAGCUGUCAAUCAAUCCACUCUCUAUUUCUACCUCUUAACUCUCUCUCUCAACACACUCUCACACGGACACAGAUACAACACAGACACUGACAAGAAAGUGUUGUUAUGACAGACCUCAGGAUCAAUGAGCUCAGGGUCGACGAAGCAGACACAGAAGCCAGCAAUCACUCGAGUGAAGAAGAGAAUGAGGAUUGGAUUAAACCUCUUAUUUACCAGUCCCAGGGGGCCAAAGAGUUUGCCUACUGUCCCUACAGCAAGUUCCGGGUGGGGGCAGCCCUGUUGGCACAUGAUGGAACCGUUUUUACAGGAUGCAAUGUAGAAAAUGCAAGCUACAAUCUUGGUCUCUGUGCAGAGAGAACAACUAUUGCAAAAGCUGUUUCCGAGGGAUACAGACGUUUCAAGACUAUUGCCAUUGCCAGUGACCUGGAAGACCAGUUCAUCUCACCAUGUGGAGGUUGCAGACAGUUCAUGCGAGAGUUUGGUGAUCAGUGGUCCGUGUACCUAUCCAAGCCUGAUGGGUCUUAUGUGGAAAUGACUGUAGGAGAGCUGCUUCCUGUGUCAUUUGGACCUGAAGACCUGAAGAAAAAGACCAUGUUGACUACACAGAAUGGGUCAUAAUAGUAUUCACAAGACAAGAGGAAAAACAGGAAUCAUUCAUAACAGCAUUACAAGUCCAUGAAAUGUCAAUAACCCCUAGCCACAUACAUGAAGAAUGUUAGACUUCCAAUAAGACUACUAGACAAUUUAUUAGUAUUAGAUAAUGCCAGUGGAUAUUGACUUGUGUCUCAGAUAUUAGGAAAAUGCCUCAAUGUGUUUUCUAACAAGUGUUGGAAAUACAGUAGAUCACAUCAAAUUAUAUUUGGCUACACAGCUCACAUUCACAUUACUAUUUGCAUGUGUAUGAUUAGAAGUGAUUGAAGUAUCAAUGUUAAAAAUACUUGAUGUAUUACUCAAAAAUAUUAAAGUGCUUUAGGACAAUUGAGUAAAGUUUAAAUCGUUUUUAGGCCUAUUUGCAUAAUUUGCUGACGCCGGUAAAAUUGUAAUUGUCGCACUUUCAAUUGUCUCUUUAAUUCUAAAACAGGUCAAGUAACAAAAUAACAUUCGGUGACUGUAACAAGGAUGCCUCUGUAUGUUCUAGUUUGUUUACAUAACGAUUUGUCCUUGUGGAUCUUAUGAACGACGAGGACUGAUGGAGAAAGUAUAAAACUUGCUUUAUUGGUAAAGCAUGUCUGUAAAACAUGCCAUCAGCAGUGGGGUUGAGUUGGAACGGUCAGUUUUCCAGUUAGGUUACUAACAGCAAAGUUCCAAGGUGAGUGUCUUUGUGUAGGACAACCAGUCCACACCGUUCAGCCUCAAACUUUCCUACCUGUUCGGUACCGAUAUUACCACACGUUGUUGAGUGAUAUUGCUACACAGCUGCAGUCCGGUGGAUUCAGGAGGUUUGGAGAGCAACGGUUUGCCAAGAAAUAAAGUGGUGCUUUUGGUCUGGGGCGGGUUUGAUUCAACGACAAAUGUAGUGCUGUGACAUGCCAGGAAAUCCAGGUAAAUAACAACAUGGCUUUAGGCAGCAAAUAUAUACAAUAAAAAUAGCUGUAGUUAGUUAUAGACCUAGCUCCGUAGUAAGAUCACUGCAAUGGAUCGAACACUGGAGUUAAGUCUUAGCUAGGCAGCAAGUUGAUUAACUAGCAGAUUUGAGGUCAUACUAAAUGUCAUACUUUCUUUUGAUAGUUCAGAAAUGGUAGAUAUAACUUGUAGAUCAACUUGUAGCUAUAAAAAAAGAUUGCCUAGUCAUAACAUAUCUGUCCCAGCUGUCUGAAAGGCGUUAUUAGAUACUGUUUGGCGUAGAAGAUCAUUUUCGGCCAACAUUAUUAACUUAACAUUAUUAACUGGACAGAGUAAUGGUCUGGCAAUAUUUUUAAUAGCUACAAGUUGAUCUACAAGCAGUGGAGACCCAUCAUUUUGGCUGGACCACCUGUUAUGAAUCCCACAUUUAUUUGGGCUUGCCUGUUUUGCAUGUUAUUUUGGCAUUAAUAUGUGUCACAUAUCAGUUUGCAAACAAUGUAAAAA